This is a messenger RNA of Caenorhabditis elegans, 1139 nucleotides long. It is a transcript of the gene T04F3.3, whose product is annotated as Tyrosine-protein phosphatase domain-containing protein. The transcript has 4 exons. Gene Ontology annotation, molecular function: protein tyrosine phosphatase activity; protein tyrosine/serine/threonine phosphatase activity; hydrolase activity. The record is from RefSeq and is marked reviewed. Bases 13 to 1107 code for a protein of 364 amino acids. Lineage: Eukaryota; Metazoa; Nematoda; Chromadorea; Rhabditida; Rhabditidae.
AUUUCGAACAAAAUGGUUGGUGACGGUUCACUUUCUUCUGAAUCAGUUAUUGGUCUUCACACUUACAAUAGUGCAGCCGAUCUAACUAGUGGACAUGUUAUGACACUUGAAAAAAACGAGUAUCUAUUUGAUCUGAACACAAAAAACGCUUGCACUCGUCCACUGGAUAUUUUUAUCAAACUUCUUUCAACUUCCUCUGUCGGAAAAGAGUUUUCACAUUUCUCGUCUCUUCCAUUGUCACGACUUCGCACUGUUGACGCUUUCUUUGAUCACCCCGAAUUGAAUAAAUUUGGAGAAAUUCAAGUUUACGAGCAGACGCGUGUUCGAGCCGUUCAUCGUCAAGGUCAUAAUUACCUCAACUCAAGUUGGAUCGACGGAUAUCGUGAAACUCGAAAAUUCAUUGUCGCCCCGUCUCCUAUGUCUGAAAGUGUUGCUCAAUUUUGGCGGUGUGUUUUCGAUCGUAAUUCUCUUAUUGUGGUGACACUGUGCGAGCUCCUGGAUGAAAAGGGAAAACCAUUUGUGCCUGUAAAGAUUGGAGAACCAUUGGUAAUUGAUGAUAUGACAAUUGAGUUGGAUAACAUUCGAAAAGUUCGACCGGCAACUUACUCUUCUGUUCUGAAGAUUUCUGAGAAAGGUGUCGAAUCUCAUAAAACAGUGAUUCUUCUGACCUAUAGUGGAUGGGGAAAACUUGGUUAUCCACAGAAACCAUCUGAUAUUCUGGAUUUAUUGGCAGAUAUGAACCAUAUGAGAACAAUUCUCAGAAAACAGGGACUUGAAAAGAAGAUUUUUGACGACAGUCAACGGACACCAAUGACAUUGGUGUGUUUUGAUGGAUUCAGUAGAAGCUGCACUCUUGUUGCUUUGGAUAUUCUUUGUCAACGUCUGACAGCCUCUCAUGAAAUUGGUACUCCAUUUGUUGAUAUUCUGGAUACAAUUGCUAGACUUCGAAUGCUUCGUGGUGCAGCCUGCAUGAAAGCCGAGCAGUUUGUCUUCUUAUCAAUGUCAGUUCUCGAAUAUGCCAUUCGUCAUCAUUUGGUGAAUGUGGAGGAUCUCGGUAAAAUCAGCUUGAAUGGGUUUAUCAUUCGCAAUAAUCCUGAAUCUUACUGACCCGUUUUUUCAAGUCUACAAAUAAAAGAUUC